Amphiprion ocellaris (clown anemonefish) is the source of this 2356-nucleotide messenger RNA. Its product is annotated as olfactory receptor 10J4-like. The coding region runs from base 164 to 1189 and encodes 341 amino acids. NCBI's taxonomy places the organism in Eukaryota, Metazoa, Chordata, Actinopteri, Pomacentridae. Gene Ontology annotation, biological process: G protein-coupled receptor signaling pathway. The transcript has a single exon. The record is from RefSeq and is a predicted model, not a curated record. Gene Ontology annotation, molecular function: olfactory receptor activity; G protein-coupled receptor activity. Gene Ontology annotation, cellular component: membrane.
UAUAGAGCUCAGCAAAAUCCAAAUAUUGACAACUGAAUAUUUUUUCUGCUUUUUUUUUUCCUAAAAAUUUUCAGUGGUGUCACUUUUUCAGAACACUGAUUGUAGGUUGUUCAAAAGCAGACAUCAGAAUUUAGUUUUUUUUAGCAACUAGUGGAGUCAGAGAAUGGAAAACAGCACUGUCUCUUUUUACUUUAACUUCACCAUGUUCAUGAGAAUCGGACACUACCGUUAUCUCGCCUUUGUCUUUUGCCUCCUGUUGUACAGCUUCAUUGUUUGUGCUAAUGUUCUCAUAAUAUGGAUAAUACUGCGGAAGAACACGCUACACAAGCCCAUGUAUGUGUUUAUUGCAUUUCUGUCUGUCAACUCUGUGUAUGGUUCUACUGGUUUCUUCCCCAGAUUCCUCAUGGACCUCCUGUCUGAUACUCAUUUAAUCUCACGUCCUGCUUGUUUCACUCAGAUUUACAUUAUUUUCACAUAUACUUUCUAUGAACUGACCAUCCUGAGCAUCAUGGCUUAUGACAGAUAUGUUGCUGUGUGUUAUCCUUUACACUAUCACAGAAAGAUGUCUUCCAAAACUGUCUACGGUUUGGCAUUUUUUGCUUGGUUCUUACCAGCCUGUAACCUUUCAAUAACCAUUAAUAUGGUUGUCAGGCUUCCUUUAUGUGGCAACAAAAUAGAGAAGUUAUACUGUGCCAGCUGGAAUAUUGUGAAAUUGUCAUGCGUUACUGCUGCUGUUAGCAGUAUUGGUGCUACGGUGGGAGCCACAGCUAUAGCCUUCAUUCCUUUUGGUUUCAUCUUGUACACUUAUCUUCGAAUUGUGCUUGCUUGUUGGAAAAACUCAUCAGAAGUCAGAGGAAAAGUGUUACAGAGUUGUCUUCCACAUGUUAUUUCCUUUGUCGUUUAUUCCAUCACUUCAUUUAGUGAUAGCGCUCUGAGCCGGCAAAACCUCCAAGAGGUUAAUCCAUUUGUUGCUGUAAUUCUGUCAAUAGAAUUCAUCAUAAUUCCUCCAGUUGUGAAUCCUCUUGUGUAUGGACUUAAACUGCCAGAGAUUAGAAGACACAUUUUCAGGAUUUUAUGCUCAAAACCCACAUCUAAAAGGAAUUCCUGCAGACCUUUAAGAGACUCAACAAAUGUGCUGCCAACAUUUUGUGCUGUGAAUGAAACGUCUACAGAGCAAAAUGAGGCAUAAAACCUAAAAAUGAUGUCUAAGGCAGAGUAUCUGCUGAAAUCAUUAUUUUGGCUAGAAUAACAUGAUGAUAGACUUGUUGACAUGCUGUAUAUAGUGACUGUGCAACAGUUACUAAUGACUUACUAAGUGAGCAUGAUUUGUUGUAACUGAUGUGAGAUAUAAUUCAUGUUUACCCUUAAAUCACGUCCCAUACAAAUAUAGUAUUACACUAAUAACAGUACAUCAAGGAAAGUGAUUCUUUCUGAUUCUUAAACAUCUUUGCAGGUCAUGUUUUUUUUCAGGGUGACAAAAACAUAGCAAAAGGGAGGUUUGAUCAUGUAAAACAGCAGCUUGAUUGAGAGUAAAAAACUCAGCCAUACGUUCCACUUAUCUGCUUGUUCAUUUCAUUCUCUUGUUUUCUGUGUUUUGAGGUUCUGACCUAAGCUUUUGUAAUGCACAGAUACACAAGAUGACAAGUAACCUCUCGCUCUUAAGUCCACUUAUGCCUUGAAUAUACUUUUAGAUAUUUAAAAGGACAAUUUCUGUUAGUCAGAAUGUUAUUGUAUGUCUUCUAUUAUCAUUUGCAUAGCCGAAAUGCUGUUAUGGAUAACUAUAGGGGAUGGACGGAGAAACUAGGAGACCAGAAGUUAAUGUUUUGAGCUGCAGAAUAGAAAACAGUAAAACUCAAAUCUCCUUGUGCAGGUGUAUGUACAAUCAAAUCAAAUCAAAUGAAACUUUACUUAUAUAGCACUUUUCAUACAGUUAAAAAUGCAACGCAAAGUGCUUUACAACAUGAAAAACAUUAAAAACAAGAAAACCCAUCCCUCCCUCCCUCCAUAUAUACAUAUAUGCACACAACUGCAGGAGCACGCACACGUACACACGUCCACACGUCCACAGACACACACUCCCACCACUGACAGUAGGGAGACAUGGCAUGGCACUGACGAUUGUGGAAAACGCCUCCAAUUGGGGUCGUCCACACUGGGAGGAGUCGCAGGCCAUGACCACUGGGGGCGCUGGCACCCAGACCCACAGACCCCGACAGACAGGGGGACCCCCACACCGAGUUGGGGAGCCCCCCCAACCAGCCGGGCCGAGGGGACUCAUGAACAGCACCCCCAGUGGGAGACCAGAUACAGCCCCCAGUGUGGAGGACCCCCCUGAGGAAAACACUGGAGUUAAAUA